AUGUCCGAUGAUUUCGUCAAGUCAUCUUCUUCUCACCAUGAGUGGGACGAACCGGCCUUCCUCCAGUCGGAUCAGAAAUUGACCCUCCGUUGCAUCCCAUUCACUGCGGCUGUCCUGUUCGGAUAUGACACGAUCGUGAACGGAGCGGCCAUUUCGAUGCCUGCGUUCAUUAUGUACUUCGGAGAGAAAAACUCUUCCGGAUUAUAUCUUCCAUCACUCUGGACCUCACUAUGGACCUCCAUGUCGGCUUUGGCGCAAGCCCUUGCAGCUACUGGCACUGGAUUUCUAGCCGAUCGCAUCGGUCGGAAGUGGUCAGGUUGCAUUGCAGGAGUCAUCUCCUUGGCGGGUGCAACUGUUCAAUACACUGCUCACACCAGAAGCGCCCUUCUUGGUGGGAAGAUUGUGUCUGGUCUGGGAAUCGGCAUGGCCAUGGCCGCUGGCACAACAUACGCCUCGGAAAUCGUUUCUCCUCGUCUCGUCUCCCCUGUUCAACAGGCACUAGUCAUCUUUAUUCUCAUCAUGCAGGCCUUGGCCAUGGGUGUCAUUCGAAUUUUUGUUCCUGAUAUCUCGGAGCACUCUUUCCGAACUGUUUUCGCCAUCCAGUGGGGAGUUGGUGCACUCGUCACCAUCGCUUUUGCUUUGGCGCCCGAGUCUCCCAUCUACUCUAUUGUGAACAACAAGCAGGAAAGUGCCAAGAAACUGUUCGAAUGGAUGUACAGCGAUAGCGCUGAUCGAGAGGAACGCUUCAACUACUUGACCAAGACUAUCGAAGAGGAGAACUCGCAACAACAAGCCAACAAAGCGCGAUAUGUGGAAUGCUUCCAAGGCACAAACUUCAAGCGAACUCUGACUAUCAUGUUUCUCUUCGGCAUUGUGAAUCUUGGCGGUGCGCCUUUCCUGUCUCAGUCGAUCUAUUUCCUGAUUUCCGUCGGUUUGCCUGCCAUUCACGUCUUCGAUAUUUCCGUCGGCGGUUUCGGCCUGGCAAUCAUUAUCAUUAUUGCCAGUGGAAUUCUCCUCAAAAACUUCAGACGCAGUCACAUCCUAUUCUGGGGCACUGUUAUCAAUCUUGUGUUCAACUUGGUGAUUGGGGCUCUAUAUUACGAACAUGGUGAUGGACCUAAGUGGGCUAUCGCGAUUCUCAUGAACCUUUUGAUCUCCUUGCAGGCGGCCUUCAUGCAAGCUUCGGGAUGGUCAAUUGCAGCAGAGGUUUCCAGCUAUCGACUCCGCGCCAAGUCCAUGGCGCUCGGAAUGAUGGCCCAAACUUUCACAACUUGGAUCAUCACAUUCGUCGUUCCGUAUAUGUAUAACGUGGACUCGGGUAACUUGGGAGCUCGAACUGGAUUUGUAUUUGCCGGCAGCUCGGUCCUGCUCAUUUGGGGUGUCUAUGCGCUCGUUCCUGAUACUACUGGCUUGUCGACUGAAGAUCUUGACAACUUCUAUGAGGCAAAGGUACCAGUGCGUAAGUUUGCGACUCACAAGGCGGCGAUGCAGUCUUGAUCGGGUACCCAGCUUGAAGAAAGUAGUUGAAACCCUGUUGAUUCGGAUAAACCGAAC
This is a messenger RNA of Penicillium subrubescens, 1554 nucleotides long. RefSeq lists its product as uncharacterized. NCBI's taxonomy places the organism in Eukaryota, Fungi, Ascomycota, Eurotiomycetes, Eurotiales, Aspergillaceae. Gene Ontology annotation, biological process: carbohydrate transport; transmembrane transport. Gene Ontology annotation, cellular component: membrane. The transcript is spliced from 4 exons. The coding region runs from base 1 to 1497 and encodes 498 amino acids. The record is from RefSeq and is a predicted model, not a curated record. Gene Ontology annotation, molecular function: carbohydrate:proton symporter activity.